AUGGUGGCGAUCCCUAUCAGAGUGAUUACGACUUUGUGGCUGCGAAACAGGACCUUUCGGUUUAUCGCCGCCAUGGCCAUGCAGUUGCGGGAGGUGUUGCUCCCUCAGGUCAUGGGCCAUGACCACGCCGAAAAGACCCAAAUUGCCGCAUCGAUCGUCGCAGAGUCUGAGCAUGAAAUCGGCCACGAGAGUUUCCGACAGAUCCUGGAGACAACGAUCACGCAUUGCCCCAACAUCAACAAUCUUCGAGUCGACCCUGGCGACAACUCUUUAUCUGUCGCCGACCUUGUCCGCUUGAUCCAGGUUUACCCCAAGGGACUUCAGUUCUUUAUAAUCGCCAUGCCUAAGACGGACCAAGACCAGAUCCUCAAGGCCAUCUUGCGGACGUCGCGCUCGACCCUCGACAGCUUUUAUUUGGACUUCGGAGCGUUUACGCACGUAGCCAUCCCAGAGGCCAGUAUUCAUCACCUAUCAUCCGAAAAUGCUCCAAACUGA
Linnemannia hyalina is the source of this 495-nucleotide messenger RNA. Lineage: Eukaryota; Fungi; Mortierellomycota; Mortierellomycetes; Mortierellales; Mortierellaceae. The record is from the annotation of a GenBank genome assembly.